UUUCCAAUGCCGUGUUCUAUCGGACAUGUGCACAGCGAAACAAAAAAAGGGUGACAUGUAGACUUACGUACAUAGAUAUGUACAUACUCCUUGCGUAUCCUUGAAAAAUGGGGGUUUAGAAUCAGCUGUAAAAUGCGAAUCGUGGAGUAAAGCGCACGAAGACAAACUUCUCGCAGUAAUUUUUAGACAAUGAAACGUAUCAGAGCUUGCAUAAUUUUUCACCUAGUGAUAGCUGGUGUUGUCGAAUCAACUGCUCAAAUUGUUAAGCGCCAUAAUGUAUUGUUGUUGGUGCUGGAUGAUUUUCGACCGGCAAUUCGUGAAUUCGGGGAUGAGAAGGCAAUAACGCCAAAUAUUGACUCGUUGGCAAAAAAUGGUUACAUAUUCACUAAUGUGUUUGCACAGCAAUCAAUUUGUGCACCGAGUAGAAAUUCUUUCCUCACUGGGCGAAGACCAGAUACGACAAAAUUGUAUGAUUUUUAUAGUUACUGGAGGGAAGCUGUCGGAAACUUCACUACCAUUCCUCAAUACUUCAAAGAAAAUGGUUACCGCACUCAAUCCAUAGGAAAAAUUUUCCAUCCAGGAGUAUCGUCAAAUUACUCAGAUGAUUUUCCGUUGAGUUGGAAUGAGGUUCCUUAUCAUCCGCCGACUGAAGAAUUUAUGAAUAAACCAACAUGUAUCGAUAAAUCGUCCGGAAAUCUUAGAAAAAAUCUACUCUGUCCAGUUGUGCUAAAAUUACAACCUGAUGAAACAUUGCCGGAUAUUCAAAGCACGCAAGAAGCGAAACGAUUCCUAACGGAACACCGCAAUACCAGUACACCAUUCUUUUUAGCUGUUGGAUACCAUAAACCUCACAUUCCGUUUAAGCUUCCCUUGAAGUACUUAGAUCUACAUGACGUUAGAAAAUUUAAAACCUACGAUCUCGACUACCCUCCAAAUGGUUUGCCAUUCGUGGCGUGGAGCUCCUAUUUGGAUAUUAGAAGUCGGGACGAUAUGAAAGCAUUGAACAUCAGCUUCCCAUUUGGACCGAUUCGGGAAUCCGUUAAAAUGAAGAUACGUCAGCAUUAUUACGCUGCUGUAAGUUAUGUGGAUGAUCUCAUUGGUGAAGUACUGAAGGAUGUAGAUUUGGAUAACACGAUUGUUCUCCUAACUUCGGAUCACGGUUGGUCAUUAGGUGAACAUGCCGAGUGGUCCAAGUUUAGUAACUACGACGUAGCUCUGAAUGUUCCGUUAAUUGUCCAUAGUCCAGAUAUUCAGACUAAACCAGACAACAAGAUAGAUGGAAUAGUUGAAUUAUUAGAUCUAUUUCCAACAAUGGUCGACUUGGCUGGAUUGCCCCCUAUUGAAAGCUGCGGAAUGAACGUUAAUUUGGAAACAUGCGUGGAAGGAAAAUCCUUACUUCCCUACAUUGCUGGUGCACCCAUGGAUGAUUCGAUGGAGGAGGCUUUUAGUCAAUAUCCCCGUCCAGGGGUUUAUCCAUCUGUUUAUCCCAACAGUGACAAACCAAAGUUGUAUCAAAUAAAAAUAAUGGGAUACAGCAUUCGCAACAGGCGCUUCCGCUAUACUGCAUGGGUUCGUUUUGAUCCAGUCACGUUUGCGAAAGACUGGACAAAAAUCUACGGUGAAGAAUUGUACGAUCACAGUAUCGAUCCCCAGGAAAACGUGAAUCUUUCAAAUCGACCGCAACUGCUACAAGUGAAAGCGUUUCUGAUGUCUCGGCUGCAAACAAAAUUCAACUGAUAUAAAUACUCAAAGCACUAUGUACUACUAAUUGUGAAAAAUACAAGUUCAAUAAAUCUACAAAUUUGCGUUAGACA
Molecule: messenger RNA, 1814 nt
Organism: Topomyia yanbarensis
Lineage: Eukaryota; Metazoa; Arthropoda; Insecta; Diptera; Culicidae
Gene: Ids
Product: iduronate 2-sulfatase
Exons: 3
Coding region: 190-1737 (515 amino acids)
Molecular function (GO): iduronate-2-sulfatase activity
Source: RefSeq, a predicted model, not a curated record